Helicoverpa zea (corn earworm) is the source of this 4358-nucleotide messenger RNA. RefSeq names its product transcriptional regulator ovo-like (gene ovo). Gene Ontology annotation, molecular function: DNA-binding transcription factor activity, RNA polymerase II-specific; RNA polymerase II cis-regulatory region sequence-specific DNA binding. Gene Ontology annotation, cellular component: nucleus. The record is from RefSeq and is a predicted model, not a curated record. Gene Ontology annotation, biological process: regulation of transcription by RNA polymerase II; epidermal cell differentiation. The coding region runs from base 184 to 2685 and encodes 833 amino acids. Lineage: Eukaryota; Metazoa; Arthropoda; Insecta; Lepidoptera; Noctuidae. The transcript is spliced from 4 exons.
GUCCUUUCGCAGCGGCCAACGGUACCACAUGUGCCGCUAACUUCUACGCACAAAAUAAACAUCAACAACGCGAGGAAACUUAACGUGCAGUGUGAUACGAUGCUGAUCUGUGAAUUUUAAAAGACCAAGUGACAUAGACGAACAGAAGGAUCGAGUGUAUGUAGUGUUGAAUAGCGCCCGAAGAUGCCGAAAAUCUUCCUGAUCAAGAAGCGGCUGCAUGAGCAGCAACUGGGGUUGCAGGAGGGGCUGGAAUUGCUCGCUAGCAAGGCCGAUCCACUCUGCCCCGGCUCCCCGCUUGAUGAUGGCCCCAUUGCCCUCCUCUCCAAGAAGGAUAAGGAUUGUAUCGAACGAGAUGUGUUCGGUGAAAGCAAUGGAGCAAAAAGUGCAAGAGAUAAGCGUUCAAAAGAACCCAGAUUUGUAUCAUCGAUAUUGGGAGGUGAUGUCCCUUAUGGCAGUCACAGAGGACACGUUCUUACACAAGCAGAACGUAAACAAUACUUGCCUGUCUUAGCAAAAGAUAAGAAGAAGGAUGACAAACCUCUGAUAAAAGAAGAAAAGGAUACCCUAGAUAGUGAUCCAGUUGUGCUACCCUCCAGGAAUACUCCAUCCCCGGAAUCAGCACCUUCUCCUGGCAUUGAUAACAGUGUAACGUGCCAAAAAGUGUCAGUUAUACAAAGAACACCCUCACAAUCACAAUUCCGUGAUGGAAAGAAGGAAUUAUCUGAUGUUAGUAUUCCGCAAACAUUGCCCACACCUGAACCAGAACAAGACCAGCCCAUUGACUACGUUAUUGCAAAAAAACGUGGUGAAUCAGAAGACGAAGAAACUGAAAAGAAAAUAAGGGAACAAAGAAGAACGAGUAGCUCUAAAAUCGCGAAUGGAAUUUUGGCUAGGCCAUCUUUUGUCCUUCGCAAUUGCCCAGCGAGUAAGGUACCUGGUAUUAUCAAUGCUGCAGCAGGUCAUGGUCGAUCAACCGGUAACACUGGUUCAAGUGGUAGUUCACAAAGCAGCGGCGGAUCUGGCAGUUUCAGUUCUGGCGGUGGUGGAACAGCGCCCUCAUCAGGCGGUGGUGGAGCGAUAGGAGGUGGAUCUGGAAGCGGCGGAAAUGGCCGUGAUGGUCGCUCUAACUAUGGACCAAACAGCCCACCUACGGGCAGUCUUCCUCCCUUCUACGAAACAUUAGGACCAUCCACGAAAGGAGGUCAAAACUCAUUUAAUGCCAAUAGCAAUUUCUCUAAUGAAUUCAACAUAAUCAAUGGAUUCAAUAUGGAUUGUGAAAAUAACGACAAUGCUACGAACUUCCCAGAACAAAGUAAACAAUAUUCGUUAAUGCAAAAUGCUCACUAUGGAUUAGCACUAAAAGAUGAAGAAAUAGAUUAUGAAAGCAAAUUAGAAAAUAUUGGUGCUAUUGGCAAUUAUGGAAGCAAUUUUGAUGAGUCAAUGGUUGUUGAUAUGGGUGAAGACGUAAUAGACAACUAUCAAUUCGCUAAUACAUUGACAUUCCCUGGACCAAAUGAAGCAAUUUUAGGAAGUCUUUCCGAUUCGGCUGAAGACUUCGCUAGUUUACUAAACAACCACGUUGAAUCAAUCACAGAUUCUGAUAUAAGAGAAUCGUCAUCAAUAACGCCAGAUUCAGUACACAAUCCUGUUGAUAUUGAAUCAUUAGCAGAACAAGUUAAUUUAAGUAGACAAUACUAUGAAAAAGCCAACUAUUUAGCAUUCGCUAGCCAAGAAAACCAGGGUUCCUCUUACAAUUUCGCUAAGGACAGGCCAGAUUUAUUGAUGCAACUGAACCCAGCACUUUUACAACAUGGGGAAGGUCAAAUGCAACAAUUACAAAUCCACGUUCAACUGCAACAAAGACAACAAAUCCUGUCACCUGGCUUCCCCUUCACUAGUCACCCUUCUCUGGACCUGGACUCGCCGACCGGCACUUCGCUGCCGUCGCCUGGCGGGAACAACUCGCUGGAUGGAAGCAGUCACAUCGAGAACGCGUCCCUCAGUCCUGCAGCUGCUGUAAGUCUCAAGAAAGCCUCUGCCGGAGAUGGCAAAAUUCAAAUCUUGCAACAAAGGUUGGGUCUACCAGCAGAGCUCCCAUUGGAAUUCAUAAAUGGUGGACACGGUGUCAAAAAUCCUUUGGCGACAGAAGCCAAUGCAAGACAAAGGGAAGAAGAAAAGAACAAACAAGUAUUAGUCAGCGAAGACGAUCCAACCAAGUUCGUGUGCAGGGUGUGCUCAAAGAACUUCAGUUUACAGAGGCUUCUGAACCGACAUAUGAAAUGCCACUCAGACGUGAAAAGAUACUUGUGUACCUUCUGUGGCAAAGGCUUCAACGACACGUUCGAUCUGAAGAGACACACGCGGACGCACACCGGUGUCCGACCCUACAAAUGUAACCUCUGCGAGAAAUCAUUUACCCAAAGAUGCUCUCUGGAAUCCCACUGCUUGAAAGUACACGGAGUCCAACAUACUUAUGCAUACAAAGAAAGAAGGACUAAGAUGUACGUGUGUGAAGAAUGCGGACACACAACAUCUGAGCCGGAGGAACACUACAUGCAUCUAAAGAAACAGCACCCCUACUCGCCAGCGCUGCUCAAGUUCUACGACAAACGGCACUUCAAGUUCACUAACGCGACGUUCGCGAACCAGCUACUAGGACAGCUGCCAAUGCCAGUACACAACUAAAUAUACGUUAAUGAUAAUUUCAUAACUGUUAUAAUUAGUACUUGCAAUCAUUAAGGACACAUUUGUGCUAUUGAUCAAACUAUACAUGGACAUAAUGGGCAUUUCUCUUUUUACAAUGCAUAACUACUGCGUCCAGUACAUCAGAACAAUUUGUCUCUAAUGAAUACAAGUCUCAAACAACAGGUACCAAUUAAGGUAUCGGAUUUUUUCAACAACAUGGUCCAUCAAAUCUAAUGAAUAUGGCAUAAUUAAAUGUACUUAACAUUUUACGAAUUUAUUCCGUCCGUUUUUAAACGUUUACAAUGUUUAACUAAAAUCCCAGUUUUUAAUUUAUAGUUCAAUUGAGCCUGCACACUCGAAAUUUUUCUUAGUUAUGUAAUUGAUUUGUCUUCCAAACUACUAUUGUAGACAUUCCGUGUUUUAAGAAAAUACAGGUUAUUGUAUUUUACUACGGAACAGUAUCCAUGUUUUGUUCCAUUGAAAAAAUACCUUAAUUUUUUAACAGUCAACGUGAAAUAAUCCACUGGCCUAUAGAUAGGCAUGACUGCAAUUAAAAAAUCAAAGUAUCGGGUAUUAUGUGCAAUCUUUGGUGAUGGUACGGGAUUAGAUAUAAGUUUAAUAUUAAGUUAGGUUAAAAUAGGUUUAGUCCGAUUGUCUCAUAGAUAUCGAUUGUAAGUUUCAUUUCAAACCAGCCAGGGUAGACAGGCGAGAUUAUUGUGAUGACGAUGGAGAUAAGUGGAUGGUGCUAGAUAAGAUGUAAACGCCGCUGACUUGAAAUGAAACGAUUUAUGGAUCGGAUGACACUUCUUGUCCGACUCAUAAGCUAAUAUCAAAGCUUUUACGCUUUGGUAUAAAAUAAAUCCACGGUAAGGAAUCUCUUUCCUCGUUUUAGUGAUACUAGCUCCUAAUUAUUUCUCAAAUUAAUAACACAAAUUAUGUCACAAUUUUAAUUUGUAUUGUAACUAUAGAAAAAUGUUAUGUUUGUUUUUUGUUUUGUACUUUAAUAAAGUCCAAAUUUAUUAAAUUCGAUAGUGGCGCCCCGUAGCGGCGUCACAACAUGUCGUACCAAGUUGAACUGCAUUUCUAGAAGUAUUUAUAUUAUUUAAAUUAAAAUAAUGAUCGGUUACAGUUUGUGCUGUGAGUGUGUGUGAGAAUUAUGUAUUGUGUAAAUGUGUUAUUUAAUGCGUCAAUUGUUAUAAUUUUAAUAAGACAUCAAGGUCGCCUUGAUGAAGCGCUUCCGAGUUUUUUAAAGAGGGUAUAAAAGACUAUGAUGCUCAAUUGAUACAUUUGCGCUUUCACAGCGAAGCUUGUGGAUAAAUUAGGUACUUAAAGAUUUGUAAAUAUGUCUAAAUUUAGAAGAUAGUAGUAAAAUUUUGAGAAAUUAAUAAUACCUAAUUAUGUUAGUAGUACCUACUUAGCAUUUAUGAGAUUUUUUAAAAAGAUAAUUGUUAUUUUGUACAAUUUGGGAAGAUUGAAUAGAUCUGAAAUUUUAUAUUGGCUUAUCAUUGGUCGAUGCGUCGACGGCGGUCCGUAACAAUUGUGAUAGCGCAAUGCCUUCGUUAUACAUACUUGUCUGUUGCAUUUAUUAGCAUUUCGAUACAAUUUCAAACUGUAUUUUAGGAAACAAACAAUUUGUUACUCUGUAUUGAUAAGCAAUAUAUCAUCAAUAAAAA